Messenger RNA from Nezara viridula (southern green stink bug), 531 nucleotides. Lineage: Eukaryota; Metazoa; Arthropoda; Insecta; Hemiptera; Pentatomidae. The record is from the annotation of a GenBank genome assembly.
AUGGCAAUAACCCUAGCAUACCCUGGGGGAGGAAUGAUGGGAGGCGGCAAAAUGGGUAAAGGUGGCAUGAUGAGAGGAGGCAUGAUGGGAGGGGGCAAAAUGGACGGAGGAGGCAUGAUGGGAGGCGGCAAAAUGGGAGGAGGCAAGAUGGGUGGAGGCGGCAUGAUGGGAGGAGGCAAGAUGGGUGGAGGCGGUAUGAUGGGAGGAAGCAAGAUGGGUGGAGGCGGAAUGAUGGGAGGAGGCAACAUGGGUGGAGGCAGAAUGAUGGGAGGAAGCAAGAUGGGUGGAGGCGGCAUGAUGGGAGGAGGCAAGAUGGGUGGAGGCGGCAUGAUGGGAGGACGCAAGAUGGGUGGAGGCGGAAUGAUGGGAGGAGGCAACAUGGGUGGAGGCAGAAUGAUGGGAGGAAGCAAGAUGGGUGGAGGCGGCAUGAUGACAGGAGGCAAGAUGGGUGGAGGCGGCAUGAUGACAGGAGGCAAGAUGGGUGGAGGAGGAAUGAUGAGAGGCAGCAAAAUGGGUGGUAAAAGCGGAUAA